This is a messenger RNA of Ogataea parapolymorpha DL-1, 915 nucleotides long. RefSeq names its product Plasma membrane-associated coenzyme Q6 reductase PGA3. The record is from RefSeq and is a predicted model, not a curated record. NCBI's taxonomy places the organism in Eukaryota, Fungi, Ascomycota, Pichiomycetes, Pichiales, Pichiaceae. The coding region runs from base 1 to 915 and encodes 304 amino acids. Gene Ontology annotation, cellular component: endoplasmic reticulum; plasma membrane. Gene Ontology annotation, molecular function: oxidoreductase activity. The transcript has a single exon.
AUGAAAGAUCCCAAAAACUUGGCUGCAACCCCGUUGCAUGGCAUAUACAUACCAACAGCACUAAUCAUUGUGGGAAUCUGCAUCUUGAACUAUGAUUAUCUUCCUCACACAAUUGCAAUCUUAGCGGUGUUUUUCACCGUUCAAUUCACCAUUGCCUGGUUCAAAAAGCCUGUCUUGAGCAGCACCGAUUUCCAAAAGUAUGAACUACUAGACAAAACAGUGAUAUCCAGAAACUCUGCAAUUUACAGGUUUAAGCUGCCAAAUGAGACCGAUACACUAGACAUCCCGGUUGGUCACCACUUGGCUUGCAGAUUUGUCAUUGACGAAAAGGAAUACGUGCGCUAUUACACACCAAUUUCAAACCAGUUUGACGAAGGGUUUUUCGACUUGCUGGUGAAAUCCUAUCCUGACGGCACAGUGUCGAGGAAAUUCGCUAGCCUGUACCCUGGCCAGCUGGUGGAAUUUAAGGGUCCUGUUGGUCGUAUGUCGUAUCAAACAAACAUGGCCAGCCAUAUCACCAUGAUUGCCGGAGGAUCCGGAAUCACUCCUAUGUUGCAAGUCAUUGGAUCUAUCAUUACCACGCCUGCAGAUGUCACUCACGUGAAGCUGAUCUAUGCCAAUGAAACAGAAAAUGACAUUUUGCUAAAAGAGGAACUUGAUGAGUUUGCAGGGAAAUACCCAAACUUUGAAGUGGUCUACCUGCUUAAUAAACCCCAGAAGCAAUGGGAGGGCUUGACAGGCUACGUUACUAAAGAACUUCUCGAAAGAGAGCUCCCUGCCCCAGAAGCAGAUAAACGCAUAUUUGUUUGUGGUCCAUUGGAAAUGAGACAAAAGAUACUUGAGUACACAGAAGAACUCGGAUGGCCAAAGGGAGCCAUCAAUUCCAAGCAAGACGAUCAGGUGUUCUGCUUUUGA